Molecule: messenger RNA, 2241 nt
Organism: Peronospora matthiolae
Lineage: Eukaryota; Oomycota; Peronosporomycetes; Peronosporales; Peronosporaceae
Source: the annotation of a GenBank genome assembly
AUGAGUACCGACCCCGUGCGCGUGCAAACGCGUCUCACAAAAGAGAGCGGCCCCAAGAUCUCAGGCGCCGCCAGUUCGCUCAAGAUUGGCGGCCCCUUCACCGUCACGCCGACGCCGCCGUUCGUCUCCGCUCGAGUGGCCGUGUACGACCGUAUUAUGGCCAAUCAGAAGCAGCAAAUCGAGGCGCUGGCCGCUCAAGAGACGCCGAUCCGGAUCACGCUCCCGGAUGGUGCAACGAAGGAUGGAAUCGCGUGGCAAACGACGCCGCUGGACGUGGCGCUCGCGAUCUCGCAGAGUCUCGCGGACCAAGUGGUGGUGGCUCGUGUCACGUAUCAUGGGAAGCCGGAGGACCCCUUCAGUGUCGCGACGGCCGACGUGGACGGCAACGAAGCCAGUGACAAAGCGGCUCCGGAUUCCUGCUGCAGUGCUGUGGCUGGCUCGUCGUCCGAGCUCUGGGACGUCUUUCGUCCGCUUUUGGGCGACUGUCGCCUGGAACUGCUCAAGUUUGACGACCACGACGGCCGGAUGGUCUUUUGGCACUCGAGUGCUCAUAUCUUGGGCGAGAGCUUAGAAACGCUCAAGGGCGCGCACUUGACGAUCGGUCCUCCUAUCGAGGGAGGGUUUUACUAUGACUCGUACAUGGGCACGCACACGGUGCUCGAGAGUGACUUGAGUGUCAUUGAAAAAGCCUGUCAGAAGGUCGUGAAGGACAAGCAAAAGUUUGAACGCAUCGUGUUGACGAAAGAAGAAGCGCUCGAGAUGUUUGCAGACAAUGUGUUCAAGACGCAAAUUAUUGCCACCAAGAUCCCUGACGGUGCCAAGACCACGGCCUACCGAUGUGGCCCGCUCAUUGACCUCUGUCGUGGACCACAUGUUCCCCACACGGGCAAAAUUAAGGCCCUUGCUGUCACGCGCUCUUCGAGCUCGUACUGGCUCGGAAAGACUUCGAGCGACGUGUUGCAGCGUGUGUACGGCAUUUCGUUUCCCGACAAGAACAAAAUGAAAGAAUGGAAGUAUCUUCAGGCCGAGGCUGCGAAGCGUGACCACCGCCGUCUCGGUAUGAGCGAGGAGCUUUUCUUUUUCCACUCACUGAGCCCUGGGAGCGGUUUCUGGCUACCACACGGUUCAGCCAUUUACUUUAAGCUGCUCAAGUUCAUUCGAGAACAGUAUCGCGAGCGAGGGUACACCGAAGUCAUUACGCCCAACAUUUUCAACAUGGAGUUGUGGAACAUUUCGGGCCACGCUCAGCACUACAAGGAAAACAUGUUUGUGUUCGACGUGGAGGGACAGGAGUAUGCACUGAAGCCCAUGAACUGCCCAGCAGCAUCGCUCAUGUUCGACUUCCGUCAGCGCUCUUACCGUGAGCUGCCUAUUCGUUUGGCGGACUGCGGCGUGCUACACCGUAACGAGAUGAGUGGUGCCCUCACAGGCCUCACACGUGUGCGUCGCUUCCAGCAAGACGAUGCGCACAUUUUUUGUCGCGAUGAUCAGAUUAAGAAAGAAGUGCUGGAUUUUCUGACGUUUAUGAAGUACGUGUACGACGUCUUUGGUAUUGAGUUCAAGCUGGAGCUAUCCACGCGCCCUGAGAAGGCUAUGGGCGAGUUGGAACAGUGGGAACGCGCUGAGAAGCAGCUUGCUGAGGCUCUGGACGAGUUUGUUGGCACUGGCAAAUGGGUGGUCAACCCAGGUGAUGGCGCUUUCUACGGCCCAAAAAUUGACAUUAUGAUUACGGAUGCACUGAAGCGUCAACACCAGUGCGCCACGGUACAGCUCGACUUCCAGCUGCCCAUCCGUUUCAACUUGAAGUACCGCACGGAUGACGCAGAGAAUUUCAAGCGUCCGGUGAUCAUUCACCGUGCCAUCUAUGGUUCGCUUGAACGAUUUGUUGCUGUUUUAGUGGAGCACUAUGCCGGCAAGUUUCCAUUCUGGUUGUCACCGCGUCAGAUUCUUAUAGUCACGGUAGGCGCCGCCUUCAUCGACUACGGUUACGAGGUCAAGGACGUACUGUUCCGCGCCGGUUUUGACGUGGAUAUCGAUGACACUGGCAAGACACUGAACAAAAAGAUCCGCGAGGGUCAGAUGGCCCACUACAACUCCAUUUUAGUUGUGGGCGCACAGGAGCAGGAAGCGCGGUCUGUCAAUAUUCGUACGCGUGACAACAAGGUGAGGGGUACAAAGACGCUCGAGGAGGCAAUCGCCAUGUUCAAGAAUCUGGAGGCGACCAAGGCAGCCGACGAGUAA